CGGCGGGUGCUGCGCUUGCUCGCCAUUGUGGCCUGGUUGAUACUAUGGUGUUGCUGGUCCGUUACGCUAUGUGCUUUAUUGGAAGAUCCGGUGAUGAUGAUGCGCGGUGAUGCGACGAGGAUGGUCGUUGGAUUCUGGCGCUAGCUUGACUCGCGUCGAUCAUGGAGCUUCAAGUUGCCGACUCGGGUGGCUCGGACAGCUCCCAAUGCUUGAAAUGGAAAUAUCUAUCACAGCUGCAGGUAGAACAUCCUUACAAUAAGUACCCUGAUACCGCGAAUUCAAACACUGCACAUACUGCAAUCAUGCGUAUAUGUUCCUACAAGCGGAAUAAAACAUACUCUAUAGACCACUUCGUAGACGGAUAUAGAGCUUAUACUCACAACAAGACAAGUAGCUCACAAAAGCAUACAAAGCAACAAUAUUUACUCCAUACGACCGCAGCACACCCCUCUAACCGCGCAUAGCAACAGUCUAGAAACACACUCCAGCAUACCGCAGCUGCACAAGCAGAAAACCCAAUCAUUUACGAGAAGUAAUGUCAAAAACCCAGAGGAGUGAUUUCCCAUAGCACACCCCAACCCACCAAAACACAUAUUA
Molecule: messenger RNA, 597 nt
Organism: Aplosporella prunicola CBS 121167
Lineage: Eukaryota; Fungi; Ascomycota; Dothideomycetes; Botryosphaeriales; Aplosporellaceae
Exons: 1
Coding region: 162-464 (100 amino acids)
Source: RefSeq, a predicted model, not a curated record